AUGAAACGAACCAAGAGAUGUAUAGAUGCAGUGAAAUCUGUGAGUUCUAAAGCUACAGUUGAACCACCACUUAGAAAAGUCAAACUUGAGUUUCCCCAAAUUGAUGUUAAACUCGAAGAAGAGGUGAAUCAAAGUUUAACGAGUAUCAAACAAGAGGAAGAUGAAUAUAGAAAAAUAGAUCAUAUAAAGGUAGAAAUAGAAAAUAAAAUAGUGAGUCCUAAUGUGUUUCCGUAUGUCGACAAGGAGCACGAAACAAUAGGUCCUAACAAUUGGUCUCAAAUAUAUAAUGAUAUAGUCAACAUGAGAAAAUUAUUCAUGGCACCAGUGGAUACUCAAGGUUGUGAAAGAAUGCCAAAUACGAUUAAUCCAAAUAUCAAAGAAAGAAAUCCUCGAACUUAUCGAUUUCAGUUGUUGAUAUCGUUGAUGUUAUCAUCUCAAACCAAAGAUGAAGUGAAUUACGAUGCUAUGAUGAAGUUACACCAUGGAAUGAUGGAACUUGGCCAUAAAGAAGGCUUAACAUUAGAGGCGAUUAAGGCAUUAUCGGAAGCAGAAAUUGAUACGUAUAUUAACAAAGUUGGCUUUCAUAAUCGUAAAUCUGUUUAUAUAAAGAAGACGUGUGAAAUGUUGGAGGCUCAGUUCAAUGGUGACAUUCCAAAAACUAUAGAGGAGAUAGUACAAUUUCCAGGGGUCGGUCCCAAAAUGGGAUAUCUAUUAUUACAAAAUGGAUGGAAUAUUAAUAGUGGUAUAGGAGUAGAUGUUCACCUUCAUAGACUAGCUCAAAUGUGGGGAUGGGUACCUAAAAACUCCAAGAGUCCGGAACAUACGAGAUUAGAAUUAGAGAAAUGGUUACCAGAAAAGUAUUGGGCUGACAUAAAUCCAUUAACGGUGGGAUUUGGACAAGUUAUAUGUCCAUCUGUUGCAAGUAAUUGUGAUAUUUGUAGUCUCGCUACAAAAGGUCUUUGUAAGUCACUGAAUAAGAAAUUAUUAAAGUUUCCGUUAUCAGAUGAAAGAAAGGCUAAACUUAUGAAAAGCAGAGCGGACUUAUCCGAGUUGAUGGAAUAUCUUGAAGCAUAG
Molecule: messenger RNA, 1074 nt
Organism: Scheffersomyces coipomensis
Lineage: Eukaryota; Fungi; Ascomycota; Pichiomycetes; Serinales; Debaryomycetaceae
Gene: NTG1
Product: bifunctional N-glycosylase/AP lyase
Exons: 1
Coding region: 1-1074 (357 amino acids)
Biological process (GO): base-excision repair, AP site formation; nucleotide-excision repair; base-excision repair
Cellular component (GO): nucleus
Molecular function (GO): DNA-(apurinic or apyrimidinic site) endonuclease activity; oxidized pyrimidine nucleobase lesion DNA N-glycosylase activity
Source: RefSeq, a predicted model, not a curated record